Fonsecaea multimorphosa CBS 102226 is the source of this 1182-nucleotide messenger RNA. RefSeq lists its product as uncharacterized. NCBI's taxonomy places the organism in Eukaryota, Fungi, Ascomycota, Eurotiomycetes, Chaetothyriales, Herpotrichiellaceae. Gene Ontology annotation, molecular function: hydrolase activity, acting on ester bonds. The transcript has a single exon. The coding region runs from base 1 to 1182 and encodes 393 amino acids. The record is from RefSeq and is a predicted model, not a curated record.
AUGGCUGACAACGACGAUGCGAACGAUGCCAUCUGGCAAAUCGGCGUCUUCGACGCCCACUGUCAUCCUACUGAUAUCAUGGCCUCAAUCAGGGACAUCCCCAGCAUGAAAGCGAGAGCCCUUACCGUCAUGGCCACAAGAUCACAAGAUCAGGAGAUGGUCCGGAAUACGGCACGGAAGUACCCUCGUCAGGACUCGACGUCGAGUUCUGGAGGCGAGGAGGCCUCGAAAUACGUGGUCCCGGCGUUUGGAUGGCAUCCUUGGUUUUCCCACCAAAUGUACGAUGAUGUGAAAGACGAUAGUAUUCACCCUGAUCAGGUUGAUCAUUAUAAAACCGUCUUGACUCCCACGCCAGAUGACGAGGAGUUCCUGAAGGCUCUCCCUGCCCCUCGGUCGCUGCGUGAGUUUCUGCAGGAGACAGAGGAGAGAUUGCAGGAGUUUUCCUAUUCAUUGGUCGGGGAGGUCGGCCUGGAUCGUUCUUUCCGGCUGCCACAGGGCCCAAGUGCCAUGACCGGCGACAUGAAGAACAAGACGGGCGGUUCAGAUGAGGAUUACACGCCCGGAUCUCGCGAGGGGCGACCACUGUCGCCUUACCGUGUCAAUAUUGAUCACCAAAAGGCGGUCUUGAAGGCUCAGUUCGAGCUUGCUGCGAAGCUCCAGCGUCCACUCUCUGUGCACAGCGUGCAGGCUCAUGGGUUGGUGUUUGACCUUCUGCAGGCGAUGUGGAAAGGCCAUCAGAAACCAUCGAAGAGAGAAAGGAAAAGGGCCUUGAGCGCCCCAAAGGCCCAUUCGAGCGAGAACAAUCCAAACGUUGGCACUCAAGAGGCUAAUCUUCCCCCAUUCCCACCGAGGAUAUGUAUGCACUCCUAUUCCGGGCCCCCAGAUGCACUGAAACAAUUUCUCGCGCCGACAGUGCCGGCAGAAAUCUACUUCUCCUUUUCGACGGCAAUCAAUUUCUCAAACGCUUCAACGGCAAAAGUCAUCAGCGUCAUCAAAGCGGUGCCCGACGAUAGGAUUCUUAUUGAGAGUGACCUACACUGUGCUGGGGAAACGAUGGACCGGCUUCUUUUGGAGAUCGUACACAAGGUCUGUGAGGUGAAGGGGUGGGAUUUGCGAGAAGGGGCCCAAAAGCUGAAAGCAAAUUGGGAGAACUUCAUCUUUGGCUCCAGUCCCCAAGGCUAG